GAAAGUGCGCCGGUCCUUCGCCGUCGUUUGCUGUCAAUGGCUUUCGGGGCUUGUUUUAUUUGAAUGUCUGGACUUUUUUUUUUUUUUUUUUUUUUAAUAACAAUUUCGCCCUAAAAAAAAAGACAAUAAUGGAUAUCCUAUGGAUUUUAUGGAUACUACCCACAGCACUGACUCUUGAAGAAACGUUAAUGGAUUCCACUACAGCAACAGCUGAGCUGGGAUGGACGGUAUUUCCUGUAUCUGGCACCAGUGAGAACAGUUGGGAAGAGGUGAGCGGAUACGACGAGAACAUGAACACUAUUCGCACCUACCAGGUGUGCAAUGUCUUUGAUGCCAACCAGAACAACUGGGUUCGCACCAAGUACAUCCACCGACGAGGAGCUCAGCGCAUCCAUGUGGAGAUGAAAUUCUCAGUGCGGGACUGCAGCAGCAUCCCCCGGGUACCAGGCUCCUGCAAGGAGACCUUCAACCUGUACUACUAUGAAUCAGAUGGUGACACCGCUACUAAAUUGUACCCUCCAUGGAUGGAGAACCCAUGGAUCAAGGUGGACACCAUCGCUGCUGAUGAAAGCUUCUCACAGGUGGACUUGGGAGGUCGCGUAAUGAAGAUCAACACAGAGGUACGCAGCUUCGGGCCUGUUUCACGUAACGGUUUCUACUUGGCCUUCCAGGAUUAUGGUGGCUGCAUGUCACUCAUUGCCGUCCGCGUUUUCUACCGUAAAUGCCCACGGGUCAUCAGGAAUGGUGCCAUUUUUCAAGAAACUCUUUCCGGGGCUGAGAGUACUUCUCUGGUUGCAGCGAGGGGAGUGUGCGUCCCCAAUGCUGAAGAAGUUGAUGUACCCAUCAAACUCUACUGUAAUGGAGAUGGCGAAUGGAUGGUGCCCAUCGGUCGGUGCAUGUGUAAGGCUGGCCAUGAACCUGUGGACAAUGGCACUGUAUGUCGAGCAUGCCAGUCGGGUUUCUUCAAGCCAGCUCAGGGUGAUGAGGCAUGUCUGCCAUGUCCCAUCAACAGCCGCACCACCAAUGAUGGUGCCACCAACUGUGUGUGCCGCAACAACUACUACCGCACCGACUCGGACCCCAUACAGAUGCCCUGCACAACCGUACCAUCGGCUCCACAGAAUGUGAUCUCGAAUGUGAAUGAGACGUCACUGAGGCUGGAAUGGAGUCCUCCACGUGAGAGCGGUGGCCGCGGCGAUGUAGUUUACAAUGUGAUCUGUAAGAGCUGCGGUGGCAGAGGCUGUACACGAUGCGGCGACAACGUUCAGUUCACGCCACGCCAGCUGGGCCUCACCGACUCAUGGGUCUACAUCAGUGACCUGCUCGCUCACACACAGUACACCUUUGAGGUGCAGGCUGUCAAUGGAGUUUCAGAUCAGAGCCCACAUUCACCCCAAUAUGUGUCUGUCAACAUAACAACCAACCAGGCUGCUCCCUCCACAGUUUCUAUAAUUCACCAGGUCAGCCGUACAGUGGACAGCAUUACUCUGUCUUGGUCACAACCGGAUCAACCCAAUGGAGUCAUUCUGGAUUAUGAGCUGCAAUAUUAUGAGAAGGAUCAGACUGAGCAUAACUCAUCCAUCGUGAGAAGUCAGACCAACACAGCCAUCAUCCGCGGACUCAAGCCCGGGGGAAUUUACGUGUUCCAAGUGCGGGCACGUACAGUGGCCGGGUUCGGACGCUACAGUGGCAAGAUGUACUUCCAGACCAUGACCGAGGAGGAAUACAACACCAGCAUACAGGAGAAACUGCCUCUCAUCAUUGGUUCAGCAGCAGCCGGGCUAGUCUUCCUCAUUGCUCUGGUGGUCAUCAUCAUUGUGUGUAACCGACGUGGCUUUGAGAGAGCAGAUUCGGAAUACACAGACAAGCUGCAGCACUACACCAGCGGUCACAUGUCACCAGGAAUGAAGAUCUACAUCGACCCAUUUACCUACGAAGAUCCCAACGAAGCAGUAAGAGAGUUUGCUAAAGAGAUUGAUAUCUCAUGUGUGAAGAUUGAGCAGGUCAUUGGAGCAGGUACUGCAAUGAUAGAGAACUUCUUCUCUUACAGUAAUUCCUUUUGGUUUAAUUGUGAGAUUUCACCUCACCUCUGCUUGUGUCCAUCUUUAGGUGAGUUUGGUGAGGUGUGCAGCGGCAACCUGAAGCUCCCAGGAAAGAGGGAGAUGUUUGUCGCCAUUAAGACACUGAAGUCAGGUUACACAGAGAAACAGAGGCGGGACUUUCUGAGUGAGGCCAGCAUCAUGGGACAGUUUGACCACCCGAAUGUCAUACAUCUGGAAGGAGUAGUGACCAAAAGCAGCCCUGUGAUGAUAAUCACUGAGUUUAUGGAGAACGGCUCACUGGACUCUUUCCUUAGGCAAAACGAUGGGCAGUUCACUGUGAUCCAGCUAGUAGGCAUGCUGCGUGGUAUUGCCUCAGGAAUGAAGUACCUCGCUGAUAUGAAUUACGUGCACCGUGACCUGGCAGCCCGGAACAUCCUAGUUAACAGCAACCUGGUGUGUAAGGUGUCAGACUUUGGGCUCUCGCGCUUCCUGGAGGAUGACACAUCUGACCCCACCUACACCAGUGCUCUGGGUGGGAAAAUCCCUAUUCGCUGGACUGCACCUGAAGCCAUCCAGUACAGGAAAUUCACUUCAGCCAGUGACGUGUGGAGUUACGGCAUCGUCAUGUGGGAGGUGAUGUCCUACGGAGAGAGGCCAUACUGGGACAUGACCAAUCAGGAUGUGAUCAAUGCUAUUGAGCAAGACUACAGGCUGCCUCCACCUAUGGACUGCCCCAGUGCCCUACACCAGCUCAUGCUUGAUUGCUGGCAGAAGGACCGCAAUAAUCGUCCCAAAUUCAGCCAGAUUGUUAACAACCUGGACAAGAUGAUUCGUAACCCCAACAUGCUGAAGGCCAUGACACCUCUUUCUUCAGGUGUACACUUGCCCUUGCUGGACCGCAGCAUGCCUGACUUCUCCAGCUUCAGAAACGUGGACGACUGGCUGGAUGCUAUCAAGAUGGGACAGUACAAGGACAACUUCGCCAACGCUGACUUCACCAGCUUCGAUCUGGUCUCACAGAUGACAAUGGAGGACAUCCUCAGGGUGGGAGUGAUUCUUGCGGGUCACCAAAAGAAGAUCCUCAACAGCGUGCAGAUGAUGAGGGCGCAAAUGAACCAGAUCCAGUCGGUGGAGGUUUGACCUUCUGGCCUGAUCCUGCACACGGAGGCAGGAGGGACAAGUGGACAGAUGGUGGUGGAUGUGUGCUGAACCUGAUUUUUCCCUUUAGGCCACCAUUUUUUCCAAGGAAAUCAUCAACAACACUUCUGCCCCAUCCAUCAGUUGUCACAACUGCCAAAACAAGGAGCAAGGAGGAAUUUUCACCAAACAAGAGCAUGCCCAUCUUCUUGCUCUUGCUCUUACUUCAUAACGAUUAUUCAUUUAAUUUUAUUUUUUUUGUCAUCUAUGUUCUUUUUAAUGAUUUUUUUCUAAAGAUUUUGUAAAGGAAAAAAGCUACAUGAACAGAAAGGAUCUAUAUGAUAUAUAGAUACGUUUAAAAUUGUAGAUGGAUUUCACUGAAAGGCUACCCUUUAAAAGGGCAAAAUACACCGAAAACAAAGGUACAUCAUCACGCAAUGUGCUCUAUUAUUCUAUUUUAUUGUGGAAAUCAUUCAGUAGGAAUAUUGACUACCAGCUCAGAGGCUACAAGUGGAAAAAAAAAACAUGGAACUAUAAUUCCUGUGCCAUGAUUAAAAAGGCAGAGAAACAGAGAUAAACACCAUGAAAUGGAAACUUCCUCUUGACUGCCGUUAUUGCCAUGAAGGAAAAUAAAGACACUUGUAUCAUUUAGCUGUUUGAAACACCCAAAGCAAAUACAAAAAAAAAAAAAAAAAAAGUAAUCUCUCCUAAAUAGUAAUCUCGUUGACUGUGUGGACUUUGUAGUGAAGAUUUCCUCUGCUUCCAGUCACCAUGGGAAAAAGACCAUUUUUUUUUCUUAUUACAGACAUCAUAACCUGCCAAAUAGGACAUCGUUCUGUCCUACCUCAUAGCUCGUAGGUCCUUCUGUACAUAUCAGAUGCACUUGACAUCGUCAAUGUAGUCACCAAGUGUGUGACUGUCUUCAUUCAGGCAAUGAUGGGGUUAAUAUGAUUGUUCAUAGUUUCCCCCUAUUUUAAAUCAAAUGUUUGUUGUGGAAUUUAAUAAUUUACUACAUGACACAUCAUAUAUUGAUUCCCUUCAAAUAUGUAGAGAUAAAGGCUUUGGGUGUUUUUUCCCCCAUUAUUAUUAUUAUUAUUAUUAUUAUUAUUAUUAUUAUUAAUUUACAUUUUACAUAGAAUGACCCUGAAUAAACAUAGGUGUUGAUUUUUUUUUUACACAGUUUCAUUUUUUGUAGGUUCAGCAUAGAAUUAAACUAUCAAACUAGGGGGUCCUUUUCAGUAUCAGAUGGUGUUUUCCAUUGGGGCGGUACUGUGAACAUGAGCGUAGUGUUAUAAUGGUUCCAGUGGCCGUGGCAUUACUAUUAUAAACUGGUACUGUUAGCACACUUAGCAAGUGGCAGGAGAACAGGAGAGGAUGAGUUCUCCCUUUUAAAUGUUUUUUUUUUACUCAUUCACAUCCCCAAAACAGUGGGUCUCCAAUGGUACUCAAGAUGUCUGCCUUGUUACCAACAUGAAGAUCAUUAAACAUUAAAAAAAAAACAAAAAAAAAAAAACAUGUAAAUAUCCAUGUAAGAAAUAUGUGUUGGAUUUUAGUGUACAGAAUUUUGUUGUUGAAAAUGAAUCAAGAGCUGUUUAAUCUGGGCCUUUUUUUUCUAUUAGAGAGAGAUGAUGGGGACUGUGGGAUUCAUCCUUUAGAAUGGUCAUAGUGAGCAGUGUGGCUGAUACUGAACAGACACGAAAACCAUAGCCACCUCCGGCUGUGCUACAUGAUGUGUGUGUGCGGUGUGUGUGUCCUGGCAUGGAGGUCACUUGUGGUUAACAGUGCUCAAUUACACUUUGUCUAGCUCAGCUCACCAGAGACUUCCUCCGCUUCAUAACCUCAGGGUUGACGUACAUCUUUAAUACAUUUAAAACCCCUCGGUACAGCGCAGCUAGUCACUUCGACCACACUUCAGUUCACAUAAGCUCCGUUGGCUGGUUCUAUGCUUCAGAGUGGCGUGAUGUGAACGGAUUAAUCCAGCACAGUACUCAUCUGGCGCCGAUUUUCUGACCACAGAUGCAUCAGUGCUGCUUCUGCUGUGCAUCUUCAUUUGUUCCCAUUACAUGAAUUCUUCCAUAGGAAUGUCUGUUUAUCUCUAGUGGCAUCAUGCUGUAUACACACACACACACACACACAUAUACACAUGUAGAGUUAAAAUGGGCAUCUAAUACACGUGUGUGUGUGUGUGUGUGUGUGUGCGUGUGUGCGUGUGUGCAUGCGUGCGUGCGUGCGUGCGUGUGUGUUGAUGCCCAUUUUAUCUCCAGUAGGCAUAACUCUCAGGAUUAAUUCCCCAUCCCUCUUUGAUCAAUCCCAUUUUACUGUUUUCAUCAUUUCUUUUGUCUAUCUAGGUGGCUUUUUUCCCUCAAGAAUAGCUUAUUAUUUAUUUAAUAUGUGACUAUCAGGAUUUUGCCCACAGCGGUUCCAUGAAUCAGCGUGACUAUUUAAUGGGCUGGUGGAUAGAGAAACAGAUUCUGAACUUUCUGAAAUUCUUCACUGAUGCCACACUUUUGCAAAACCCUUAACACCUGCUCCAGCACUCCAAUAAUUAAUGGCACCUCAGUCUUCCUCAGAAUAGCACCCAUUCUUUCUUUCUCUCGUCUCCGUUUGCAUACCAACUCCCGAUUUGCAUUUGAAGGACGAGUGACUGCAUUAUGUUUGAAUUUCUGUUGCACAGUGAAACUGAGAGGGAGAUGGUUAUCAGAUGACUGCUUGCUGUUGUAUUACAGUGGAAGUGCAAUGUGUUUACCUGCUGUAGUAUAAAUACCACUUCUGCAUCUGAAAAGUAAUGCAGCGUUUAUUCAGCCCUGGUUGCUCUUCUUAAAUAAAUGCACUGCAUUCGAAAUGAAGUGAAACGACAUUUAAAGACUUUUCGAGAGUCACACUUUCAGGGGCUUAGAGUUUAUGUUCAUUUGAAUAGAAUUAAGCUGUUUGAAGAAAAUUAGGAAGACUCCCUGAACAAGUAUAAAGGUGAACAUAUGUAGAUGAGUAAGAGAAGGUCAUCUAAUAUUUCUCAUUAUCAGGCAACAAUAAAAAAGAAAAAAAGUUUAAGCUUAGUAAUCAUGUUUGCAGACAUUUGAACUCAUUAGAAGCCUCAAAUUGACUUGUGUUUUUGGCAGACAUUUCUAUAGACUUUUCUAAAAAAUAUAUAUAUAUUUUUUAAAUUAACUCUCCUGAUUAAUUCAUUAAUUAAUAGUCUUCAGACGUGGAAAGUGUUACAUGUUUUUUUUUUACAAGUAAAAGUAAAAUAUUAAAAGGGUUUUGUAAGGAUUAUUGUAAUAUUACUUGCUCAUUACAGUUAUUUAUUUAAAAAAAAUAAAGUCUGCCAAGAGCUCAAGUCCAUUUAAAGCUUUAAAUGUCUAGAAAUAAGAUUCCUAUUUAAAUGUGCUUUAUCAUAAUCUCCUAAAUGCGAAAGAUGAGAUCAUUUCUGUAUAUUUAAUACGAUUUCACUUGACAUCAGUGCAAAUGUCUCACAACAUGGUGAUGCUCUUUGUGGUUAUAAAUAUCACCACACAUCACUGAAGGAUUCUGAUAUCAUUACAUACAGGUUCGGGUUUUGUUUUUGUUUUGUUUUUCCUUUCUAGCAGGUUAUUAAGUAUAACUGUGUUAGACAGUGUGUAUGUACAGUACGUGUAUGUGGGUGUAAAGGUACACCUUAUGUGAGGCUUAAACCACUUUGUACCCACGAAAUAAUUUGUGCUCUUUAAGCCAGACACUGUCCUCAGGCACAAUGUGACAGCACUCUUCUCUAAUAUUAAGUCUUUUUACAUCAGAUGCUUCCAUUUUGUAACUUAUACAGUAUUGGCUCUGCUCUUCAUUUUCACAUCAUUAAUUUUUUUUUUCUAAACCCAUUAAUCAGCAGAAGUGUCCGUAACCCUGUAUUCUCUUUAAAAACUCUUUACAAACAAUCCUUAUGCUCUAAAAACAGACUCACUAUUUACCCAGGCACAUUGAAUCCUAAUGGUACAGAUUUUUUUUCCUCCCGGUGUGUUUUUACAGUAACUACUAGACUGAUGUUAGAUCUCAGCAGGAGUCCGACCGCUUCAUCCAUCUUUCUGUUUCAUAUUCUGUCCGUCCCUUUAUUUACCAGAAUGCUGUGUAAACUUCAAAGUCGUAAUAAAUAAGAUGCGAUUGUAAGUGUGAAAGAAUAUUAUGCAGAGCGAGUAAGCGACUCGUAUAGGCCAUUUCAUUGGAUUGUCUCACCGCAAAACCAUAACAUACCGACGGUGGAAUUUUUAGGUUAUUUGUCAUGUCACGCUAGUCAGGCUAAGAACUCAGAAGUUGAUCGACAAGAUAUCAUGUGCUCAACUGGAUGGUAUGUGUAUAAACACUCAAGCACCACAUGUCACUGAGCAGUGAUUAAAAUAACUAACAGAGUCAUUUAGGUGGUGACAGUUGUGCUGUGUAUACAUCUUAACCGCCAACAAUUCUCCUCUCUCACCACUGGCAAGUUUAAUCAUGACUGCCGUGGCACUCCGCUCAGUUUAUAAGGCCUUUUGCUAAAAGCUGAGAGCGACAGCAAGCUGUGAACGGCAUAUGCUUUCGUUUUCUGUAGAACCAUUCACCAACUGUGUGCCAGUUGUAAAAUGGAACCGAAAGACCAUUUUGUCUCCGUGUUACAAUGAGCAGUGAAUGUAAACACAAGAUGUCCCUGGCUCCUUCUGGUGUGGCCCGCGUCCUCCAAAUAUGGUCCAAAGCGUUCAGGAGAGAAAAUGGCUCCUAAAUGUGGAGCUGCUGCUCGUAGCAUAACUGUGCCCUCUGGUGUCUGGAUGGCAAUACUGCAGUAUGGCUGUGAUGGAGCUUCCCUGUGUCUCAGCUCUGAUUCUGCAUGCAGGAUAGGGGACAAUUCUCCCUGUGACAGGCAGAGCGCUGUCCACCCUCACCACUGUGACACACAUGGGAGGUCCUGUUUUUGAUGUAUAAAAUGUACAUUUGACUGUAACCCUGUGAAUGAUGUAACAAUUUCAUUAUUUGUAAUAUUGUUAUCAGUUUAUUUUCUAAAAAUGCCGGAAAAAAGCCCAACUUGACUCUCCUCAUUAAAAGUGAAAUGAGAUCUGUUAUAAA
Tachysurus fulvidraco (yellow catfish) is the source of this 8240-nucleotide messenger RNA. It is a transcript of the gene ephb2b, whose product is annotated as eph receptor B2b. The record is from RefSeq and is a predicted model, not a curated record. Gene Ontology annotation, biological process: cell surface receptor protein tyrosine kinase signaling pathway; axon guidance; central nervous system projection neuron axonogenesis. Gene Ontology annotation, cellular component: neuron projection; plasma membrane. The transcript has 15 exons. Gene Ontology annotation, molecular function: protein binding; transmembrane-ephrin receptor activity; ATP binding. Lineage: Eukaryota; Metazoa; Chordata; Actinopteri; Siluriformes; Bagridae. Bases 129 to 3182 code for a protein of 1017 amino acids.